Molecule: messenger RNA, 856 nt
Organism: Helianthus annuus (common sunflower)
Lineage: Eukaryota; Viridiplantae; Streptophyta; Magnoliopsida; Asterales; Asteraceae
Exons: 2
Coding region: 166-627 (153 amino acids)
Source: RefSeq, a predicted model, not a curated record
UGUAUUUAUAUAUAUGGUCAAGAACAACUGAUAUAUUCCUGACACACAAAAAAAAAAAACAACUCCCACCUUAAAUCUCGUUAGUUUCCACAAAAGUUAGUUUUUGGGUUUCAUCUGUCAAAAAGCAAACUUCUGGUCACAUAACUUUUCUGAUUUAAGGUAAUUAUGGCUAGAGAUUCAGAAAUAGUCAAAGUCAAAGAGGGUGGUGGUACAAUUAGGGUAGGGGCAACUGGGAAAGUAAGUGAUUUGAUGAUGCAAGAACUUGAGUCAAAUGUCAAAGGUUUAUCAAAGAAACCUGUGAUCAAGUCGCAACGAAUCCAGACAGCACCAGUUUCGAUCGAUUGUGGGGGGUCUACGAAAAGGCUGCAGAGGAUGAUGACAAUGAAUGGUCAUGAAAUUGCUCCAAGAAAGAAGGAUGUGAAACAUGUGUCUCAACAGAUUCCUAUGUUGGAUUCCGAGGAUUUGUGGAUUGAUAAAACACCGGUUCGAGGGGAACAAGGUAAGAAAGUGACGCGACGGAUUGUUGAAACGGUGGACUUGAAGUGUGGGAAGUAUGAUGGAGAUUGGUCGAUUACGCCCAUUGGCAAUCAACUUAGAAGGCUUAGUUUUUCCAAGAUUUCGAGUUGAGUUUGAAAUUGUUUGAUGUUUUUUAUCAUCUAACACUUGAAUUAAUUCAUACACCAUUAAAGAUGCAUUUGAUGAAAGUGUGACUUUUGGUGUAGAUAUCAAUUCUGGUGAUGUACAAAUCAAAUUGAAAAUUGAAGGUUUGGAUUGGAUUGUUUUUUGAGCAAACUUGUGGGUGCAUGUACAUAGAAAGAGUUUGAUUGAUGAAUAUAAGCUGUUUUACUUUUAAAAA